ACCGAAGUACACGCGGUGUGUGCGGGGGUGCAGUGCGAGGCGGGCAAAGUGAAGGUGAAGUACCUCGGCGGCGACGCGUGGCAGGAGUGCCCCGAGGGGACGUCUAUCACGCCGAAGUCGGCGCACUUCAAGGACGGCGGCAAGAUCAAGUGCCCGAAGUACGAGGAGGUGUGCACCAUGGCCGCCAACGGCAGCAGCCUCGUCAAACUCAGCUCCCCAGACAAGGACGGCAAAAAAGACGACAAGGACGGCAAAAAGGCCGACACGGACGGCAAAAAGGCCGAUAAGGACGGCAAAAAAGGCGGCCACGAUGGCAGUGCCGCUGUUGCUGUUCUCUCCAGUCUGCUUCUCCUCGCCACGGUCACCGCGGCGGCGGCGGUAGUGCCGCUUUGA
Molecule: messenger RNA, 393 nt
Organism: Trypanosoma conorhini
Lineage: Eukaryota; Euglenozoa; Kinetoplastea; Trypanosomatida; Trypanosomatidae
Product: surface protease GP63
Exons: 1
Biological process (GO): proteolysis; cell adhesion
Cellular component (GO): membrane
Molecular function (GO): metalloendopeptidase activity
Source: RefSeq, a predicted model, not a curated record